This is a messenger RNA of Lathyrus oleraceus (garden pea), 624 nucleotides long. RefSeq names its product secreted RxLR effector protein 161-like. Lineage: Eukaryota; Viridiplantae; Streptophyta; Magnoliopsida; Fabales; Fabaceae. The coding region runs from base 1 to 624 and encodes 207 amino acids. The transcript has 2 exons. The record is from RefSeq and is a predicted model, not a curated record.
AUGGAUAGUUGCAAGGUAAUGUCUACUCCAAUGGGAUCCGGAUCUUAUGUUGAUCAAUAUGAAUCAGGUGUUUCGGUUGACAUAACAAAGUAUCAAGGUAUGGUUGGUUCCUUACUUUAUUUGACGGCAAGCCGUCCUGAUAUUAUGUUCAGUGUGUGUCUUUGUGCUCGUUUUCAAGCCAAUCCAAAAGAAUCACAUAUUACCGUUGUUAAGAGGAUCAUGAAGUAUCUCAAGGGAACAACAAAUGUCGGCAUAUGGUAUCCUAAAGGUAGUAUUUGCAAAUUAGUUGGUUAUUCUGACGCUGAUUAUGCAGGAAGUAAAACUGAUCAAAAAAGUACUAGUGGUACAUGUCACAUCCUUGGAAAUGCAUUAGUAUCGUGGGCUUGCAAGAAACAAGCUUGUAUUGCUCUAAGCACUUCCGAAGCGGAAUACAUAGCAGCAGGUGUUCUAUGCCAACAUGGUGAAGAGAAGGGGAAGCUCACAUAUGUGAUGAAGGGGGUUCCAAUCUCCUUAAGAGCUUCUGGUAUAAGUGCUAUUCUUGAAAUUCCUACUGGUGGUCACAAUUUGUUGGGACAAAGGCUUUGUGGGAAGACUAUAGCAAACAUGCUUUCUACUAUAGUUUGA